Pomacea canaliculata is the source of this 2805-nucleotide messenger RNA. RefSeq names its product lanC-like protein 1. Gene Ontology annotation, cellular component: plasma membrane. The coding region runs from base 16 to 1374 and encodes 452 amino acids. The transcript is spliced from 10 exons. Lineage: Eukaryota; Metazoa; Mollusca; Gastropoda; Architaenioglossa; Ampullariidae. The record is from RefSeq and is a predicted model, not a curated record. Gene Ontology annotation, biological process: peptide modification; carbohydrate metabolic process.
AUUCGAUUAUUGAUAAUGUGCUUUGCUGAGUAUGCAGUCUCAUCGAACACAUCCCACCCACCACUUUCAGAGAUUCUCGUCUGCUAUUGCCGGUUAGCUGAUUGUAGACGGUUGUGUAACGAAGGUUUUAUUGCAAUGGCUGUAGACGAAUCCCGUUAUCACACGAACAGCUUUAAAGAUUACAACGGAGAAAAGCUCCUUGGAGAAGAUAAAAAGCUUAUAGGCAGUGUUGCAGAACGAUUAAAGGAAACAAUUGGGAGACUAUUACUACAUUUUGAAGGAGUAGGGUUGUGCCAGGAGAAUACCUCAGGUCGCCCAAACUUUUCAGUAUAUACUGGAACUAGUGGUUAUGCAUUUUUGUUUGUCCACCUGCAUAAUUCCAAAAGAUGGGGAGACAGCAGUGAUACAGAGGAUACAUACUUACAGAAAGCCUUGGAACACCUCAGAGAACCACUUGCACACCCACAGGGUCGCAAGCACACAUUUCUCUGUGGUGAUGCUGGACCUUUGGCACUAGGGGCUUAUGUUUAUAGCAAACUUGGUGAUGAGCGAAGUGCUGCACAGUGCAUAUCAAGACUGGAGUCAAUGCACAUCAAUGUUAUUCGAGAUCAGACUCUUCCAGAUGAGCAUCUGUAUGGACGGGCAGGUUACCUGUCAGCCUUACUUUUUGUUCAGCAUCAUCUUGGUAUGGACAAAGUAGACAGGGAAGUCAUUAUUAAGGUGACAAAAGCUUUACUCGAUUCUGGUCAGUCUAUGGCAGCACAGCAGCGGGGCUGUCCACCACUCAUGUAUGAAUGGCAUGAAAAAAAGUACCUUGGUGCAGCACAUGGACUUGCUGGCAUCUUGUAUACACUUCUUCUAGUAAAGUACCCAGAGGUCCGGCCUCAGAUAGAGAAUACCGUGAAGGCUUGUGUAGACUACAUGCUGACUCUUCAGUAUCCGUCAGGAAACUUUCCAUCUUCAGUUGGCAGUAUUGUUCAUGAUCGACUUGUUCAGUGGUGCCAUGGUGCUCCAGGGUGGGUCUACAUGUUUGUUACUGCUUACAAGACAUAUAAUGACAAGAAGUACCUCCAAGCAGCAGAGCAGUGCUGUGAUGUGGUAUGGCAACGUGGUUUGCUGAAGAAGGGCUUAGGUCUUUGUCAUGGGGCAGCAGGCAAUGCCUAUUCUUUUCUUGCACUGUUCCGCCUCACACAGAACCAGAAACACUUGUACCGGGCAUGCAAGUUUGCAGAAUGGUGUUGUGAUUAUGGAAGGCAUCAGUCCUUUACACCCGACCAUCCAUUUUCAUUGUUUGAAGGGAUUGCUGGGACUAUCUACUUUCUUGUGGACAUGCUGGAUCCUCUAAAUGCAAGAUUUCCUGCUUAUGAAUACUGAAUAUCAGAAGAAAUAUUUUUCAUAAAUAUGCAACAAGAUAUUCCAAAAUUGUUCAUUUAAUAUAUUUUAUCAUUACAACUUUUAAUUUACAUCUGCCCAGGUUUAUGUACCAUCUAAGGACAAUUAUCUUUGAAAGCAUCUUUUACUGCAAAAUGUCUGUGUAAUUCAAGACAAAGGCAAUGAUUGUAAGUCUAUUGGAAAUGGCUUUGUGUACACAUAUGUAUGUGUGCAUGCAUGAAUCUUGCUCAUUAAGUUUCACCUUUUGAGGUUAUUGCUGAAGUUCAACUGUUAUUGUAUUUUGAGGCUUUUGUGAAAUUGUUAUAAAGUUAUUUUAGUACCAGGUAAGAACCAUGUGAACUAAACAUUUUGAAAGCAAAUGGUAUGCCUUUAUUAUUCAGUAUAUAUGUUAGGUAGAAAGUUCUCAUCAGCUGUGGGGAUGGUCCAGUGGUACAACGGUUAGUGCCUCUUACCAAUAAAGGUUGGCUGUCAUGGGUUCAGCUCUCAUCUCAGGCAUACUGUUCUUUCUCUGCAUGUGGUGCCUAUUUACAGGGAUGGCUGCUUUGGUUGGAUAUGGCCUAAGUUGCUGGCUCCAUGUAAAACACCAAUUCUCUCCCCACCCCAAACUCAUCAGCUGUAGUGUACUUAAUAUGAUGAUCAAGUUUAAAAAAAAAUAUUUGUUAUACAUAAGAUAAUCUUUGCACAGUAUUUGUGACUUUGUAUUUCAAACACACAUUGUGCUUUUAUUUAAUAGUAGUUGUGCACAAUUUAUGUGGUGUCAUGCUUAAUUUGCAUAUAAUGCACUAGAUUCUGAAUAGAUCAUUUUUGUUUUUGUGGCCUGACUAUUCUUAAACUAAUAUUAACAAUUUAUCAACAGUUUUCAAAGAAACUACUUAGCAAAACGGAAUUCGUAUUUAUAAAAAACUGCACCUUGUCAAUAAAAUUGUAAUAUGGAUAGGUGUUACUAUGUUUUCUUGAUCUGCACAGAUUGUGAUCUGUAGAGCACCCUCCUCCGUCCCACUGCUGAUCGCAGCUAUUCAUAAAAAAUGUAUUUCUGCUUUUGGCUUCGUCAUCUAUAUGUCAAGAGAUCAGUGCAAACAGUGUGACCGACAUAUCUUCUCCGGCUUAUUUCAGAAUCUCUAGUCAUUCUUUUGCAGCUAAAUGUUCAUAAGCCAUAUGUUCCAGAAUGUGUUUAGUGAUACAAGAUAGUGCUGAAGAGGUAGCUAUAUCUGAUUUUUCAGUUUCCUUAUUUGUACAAAGGAUGCUUAAAGAAAUCUCUAUUGUCAUAGCAUUCACUGGAUUCAGUAUCUUGACUAAUAAUCAAAUUGUCUUUUGCAAAAGCUCUUCUGUUAACAUUUUUUACCAUGAACAUAUAUGCAUUUUAGGUGCAUUGUUUAUUGUGUUUAUGAAAUAAAUGUCAGUAUGUGUGAAAUA